Thamnophis sirtalis is the source of this 1783-nucleotide messenger RNA. RefSeq names its product TCF3 fusion partner (gene TFPT). Gene Ontology annotation, biological process: apoptotic process; apoptotic signaling pathway; positive regulation of apoptotic process. Gene Ontology annotation, cellular component: Ino80 complex. NCBI's taxonomy places the organism in Eukaryota, Metazoa, Chordata, Lepidosauria, Squamata, Natricidae. Gene Ontology annotation, molecular function: DNA binding. The record is from RefSeq and is a predicted model, not a curated record.
AACCAGCGUCGGGUCGUCGGUGUAUUUUUCGUGGCCUCAUUGGAAAAGGUGGGAGCGGCAUAGAGACGGAGUCAUGGCUGCUGUGAGUUUUGAAGAAUUUUCAGUGCCUCCUGGUUCAGAACUGGCAUUGCCUCCUCUUUUUGGUGGAAAUAUCUUAGAAAGUGAGUUAGAAACUGAGGUGGAAUUUGCUGAUGGAGGGAUACCAGAAGAUGAGGAAGAGGAGGAUAUGUUGCGGCAGCAGGAGAUGACUCGGCGCAAGUGUCAAGUGCUUGCCCGACGAUGCAAGGAGUUAGAACAGGUGAAUGAGAGAAUGUUAAACCGGCUCCAUCAAGUCCAGAGAAUAACACUGCGUCUCAAACAGGAAAGGAGGUUUCUCAUGAGAGUUUUGGAUUCCUAUGGUGACGAUUACAGACAAGGCCACCUUGAUAUUGUCUUAGAGGAUGAAGGAAUCCAGAGUGCCGAUGUUGCAACCCCUGGCAAUGCAGAGAAUGAGCCCUGUGGGAAGGAAACCUCCAGGUGCCUGCCUGCCCAAGAGCCAGAGAGCCUCUCCCCUAGCGAAGGCCCCGUCAGCAAGAAGCGGCGACGCCAUCUGCGUGAGGAGAAGGAGGGGAGGGUACGUCGAGCAGCCCCAACAUUGCUGCCCAUGGAGGAAUUUCCUGUGCAGAUAAAAGCUGAAGAAGAUUUCCAGUGUGAACAGGAUGAUGUUCUCGGCUCUGCCUGGCAGCAAUCCAGUCCCCAGGACAAGUUACUCCAUUAUUCAAAGUUUCCCAGCCCUGGUGUCUGUUCUGAUUUUGACUGAGGCUGGCCACUCAUCUAAGGAAAGCAUAUAUACCCAUGUGGCAGCUAGGCUGGCCAUCAGGGUGCCCAAGAAGAUGAAAAUUCCUGCGUCUUCUUUCCUUAGAUAUUAACCAGCAUCUAAGGAAUAGCAGGACAUCAACCCCAUCUGACUCCUCAACUCUAAUCCAGUGAACUGCUGGGGGUGGGGGAAGUGGUAGGAGAAGUGGCGAUGGAGUUUAAGCAAGGAAUCAAUGUGUAAAACUUUGGAGUCAAAUGUGUAAAAAUAUUCAGUGGAUUAGCUUGAACUGAACUGAGUCCAUAAUGGACUCAACUUAUGUCCAUAAACUUUCAAUGGGGAGGCCCAUUUUGAGCAGAAACAUUUGUAUCCUUUCAAGAUUGAGGAAGGGCCCUUUUGAGAGUUCACUGUUCAGCCUUUCCACGUUUGCCCUUCUGGGGGGUAGGGGACAAGUAGUUUUUGUGCAUUAGAAAGUGCACAGAAAACAGCCAUUGCUGCGUUCUACCAUGUCUUUUUCUGUGGAUGUUCUUGGUUGGAAAAACCACCUGUUGAGGGAAGGCUGAGUUAUUUUAAUCUUUCUUCAAGGUUUUUAACCGUGUCUUGAUCUAUGGUAUCAUGAGAUCCAGCAUGAUUAAAUGGCCAAUUUACGUCUGUAUGAAAGGAAAUAAUUUCUGUGCUAUUGACCUGGGUAUUUGCAAAUCGUUUCAUGUGUCAGUUUAAGAACCUUUGCCAGUCCAAAAGAGAGAGAGAACUGGCACCCUUUUCCUGUCGUUUCCUCCUCAAAGAAACAUCCAGUUUCAAGACUAGCCAUAAGGAUCAGGAACUCCCCCUUCCCCCACAUAUACCCUCAAGUUAGGAAUGAUAUUUGAACAAACCACACUUUUGCUCUAAAUGCAUUUUUAGAUUUCAAAGAGAUGUAACUGAACAACAAGCUUAUGGCUUCUACUUUGUGGCAAGAUUUGAAUGAGGUAUUAAACCAAUCAAACGUGA